AUGAGCAAAACCAAACCUAUUACUACAGAAGCCAUUUCAGCCAUUCUAGACGAGAAAUUAAGUCCAAUUCUCCUGACUGUUAAUGGCCUCAAAGAUUCUGUUCAGUUCCUAAGUGAAAAAUUUGAUGAUGUCUUCAAGAAGGUAGAAGAACUAGACAACCAGGUCUUGCACGUCCAUUCAGAAAACAAGCACCUCAAAGCCGAACUUCUGCGACUUUCAACUAUCGUCGAUCAAUAGAGUAAUGAAUUAAAUGAAAUUGAGCAAUAUUCUCGACGCGACUGCAUUGAGAUUUCGGGGCUACCUCAAGAGACUGAUGAAGAUCUGAACAAGUUAGUAGUUAAAAUUGGCUCUUUAAUGGAUGUAGAACUAGACGAGAGGGACAUAUCUAUAAGUCACCGGCUCCCAAAAUCAAGAAGUGAAAACCAGCAAGAAAAUCGAAGUGCAGCUAACACCUCCGCUAAAAUCAUUGUCAAAUUUACACGUAAAUUAUAUAUUUCCGAAAGUCUCAGCCCAAGGAACAAGCAACUAUUCAAGAAUUGUCUCAAGUUUAAACGAGACCAAUUCUUUCGCUGUAUAUGGACAUACAAUGGCAGAAUUUAUUUGAGGAAAAAUUCAACUAGCCCUACACAUGCUAUUAAUGUUGUUGCUGAUUUGGAGAAAUUAUCAUCUUUACGAUAA
Paramuricea clavata is the source of this 678-nucleotide messenger RNA. The record is from the annotation of a GenBank genome assembly. NCBI's taxonomy places the organism in Eukaryota, Metazoa, Cnidaria, Anthozoa, Malacalcyonacea, Plexauridae.